GUGCCCGCAUCACGCGCGCAGUACUUCCAGUUGUUUUAAACCGCAGACGCUAAAGGAUAGACCGGUUAUGCCGUUAAUCAUAGCCAAGUGCCUUGCAGCAUCAGGUGACAGGGACGUUAAUGUUACAUGUAGCUGGUAAGUGAAAGAGGACAGCGUGAGCUCAGUGGAAGAGAGGGCGGCCCAUGCAUACGUUCACCUUCGCCACCACUCUGGACAUCAAAGCGACACUGUCGUAACUGUUAGUAUUAGUUCACCCGAGGAAUGUGCUGACAUCGUAUCAGUUGCUGACCGACUUAGCUGUGACCAUUAGCUGCCCAGAUGUAGGGCCGUAUUUAUCUCGUGGCGCGAACUGUUUGUGUGCUUUAUUGUGGUCCCCUAUAGUGCACCUUGUGAUACACAGCAUAUGAGCUGGCAGCAACGCCGUGCAUUUCUGCUUAAUAUUUGUGAUAUAAAGUCAUGGCAGCGUUGUUUAGGCGACUAUUUAACAGGGUGAACGACUCAGAUGGAGAACAGAACGGCACACCAGUUGAUUCAAUGUCAGAUUCCGUUGGCGGGGCGUCCCCAGAGAAGAAAAGGAAGUCGACUAAGAAAAGUAAAGACCUGUCGAAAAAGAAAGCGGCAAAACAAGCGAAGACAUCUCAAUUAGGUCAUAAUGAGGAUGACGCACAAGGGAGGUCAAUCAAAAGCGGGGAGGAUGGCCAUUCUCAUGCACAUGAAGGAGAGAUGGCGGACACCUCGGGAAGUAAUGGCAGUCCUCCCAAGAGGAGUAGGUCUAAAAAAAUGGCUCCAGGGGGGUGGUUCAAAAAGAUAGCAGAGACAUUUCAUAAUGUGGACUUUGAGAACUGCGAGCCAGAGAUCUGCGUGAGCCUCUUGCGGAUCCCGUCAAUGCAAACUUACUCUGCCUUGAAGAAAAAAUUAAAAAAUGCCACGCUGGAUUGGGUGCAGGGGUUCCUGGAUAACGACGGCCUGGAGGUGCUUCUGGACUGCGUUGAUUCUAUUGGCAACCGGAGAGUGACCCAGCUGGCGGACGCCCUCAUGUUACUGGAGUGUGUGGCAUGCAUCAAGGCUGUUAUGAACUCCAAGCGUGGACUGGAUUACAUUGUUAAACACAAGGAACACACGCGGAAGCUCGUGAAAGCAUUGGACACCAAUAAUGUGAUGGUGAAGAAGCAACUCUUUGAGCUUUUCAGCGCGUUAUUCGUCUACUCAAAGGAAGGCUACGGCGUUGCCAUGGACGCGCUCGAGUUUUACAGGGCAGCCAAGAAGCAACGGUAUCGUUUCAGCGUGAUCAUCUACGAGAUGAAGAGGGCGGAGAUCGUCCCGUAUAAGGCCACUCUCCUCGCCUUGGUCAACUGUAUCCUCGUGGCCACAGAAGACCUGGAGGAAAGAGUCAGAGUUAGAAAUGAAUUCAUAGGCUUAGACUUGCUGGACAUUAUCCACGAUUACGAGAACGAAGAUGUGGAAGAUCUACAGGUGCAGGUGGACGUUUUCAAUGAUGAAAAGCAAGCAGACGACGAGAUCAUGUCUGAAGAACAUCCUGAAAUGGACCUUGAUAACCCACGCGAGGUGUUUGACGCUGUCUUUCAAAGGGUGUGCAAUAAACCCCAGGCUCAAGUCUUACUAUCCAUCCUUCAGAAUUUCUUACAAAUUGAUGAUGAAAACCAAGACAGUGAUAUGGUUUGGCUUACUCUACAGCGCGUAGUACAGCGCGCCGUUUUAAAUGACAGGCCAGAGUCAGCAGACAAAAUACUCGACCACAUUCUGGAAGAACAGAAGCUCCAAAGGAGUGGCAGUUUGGUGAGGAGCCCAACUGAGGACCACGCGGUGCAAACCGAUCUCUAUCUUCCUGUGAUAGCCAAUGGUGCUGUGACUACAACAGAGGACCGUAAGACUUUCCAGGAGCUUGUGGAUAAAGUUGAAACUAUAUCUGUGAAUGCCAGUCCAACGACCGUCAAUAUGCCAGGGGCGGUGAACGUGUUUCCAGGAUGUAAAGUGGGUGGAACGGAGACCGCCGGUAUGGCACCUACUUCGCCCAAACCAGCGGCAGGACAGACUCUCAGUCCCCCACCACCUCCUCCGCCGCCGCCGCCUGGCAUAGGUGCUAGUGCAAUACCACCUCCUCCACCCCCUCCCCCUCCCCCUCCUGGUUCUGCCAUUCCACCCCCACCCCCGCCACCUCCUCCUCCACCUGUCCUCCUCCUGGUUCUGGUAUUCCACCACCUCCACCACCCCCUGGUUCUGGUAUUCCGCCACCUCCACCACCCCCUGGUGGCGGUGGCCCGCCCCCACCCCCCGCCUCUUCCAGGUGGCCAGUUGAUAGUACCGCAGCGUGCCAACACAUACGCAGCAGCCCCUUCCCCGAGUAUGGCGCCGUUGCCCGCGCCAAAGAUGUCCAUGAGGGCUUUCAACUGGACCAAGGUGCCAAACACUACGAUAUCGAGGCAAGUCAGCGUGUGGAACGAGGUGAUAUACUUAAAAGAACCAGUCAAACUGAACUUCGAUAAAAUAGAGGAAUUGUUCUCCCAAAAGAAGAUCGAGAAGAGCAAACCAAAAGAGGAAGUCAAGCCAAAACAACCGAAAGAGAUUUUACUGUUGGAUGGAAAACGGAGCAUGAAUAUCAACAUUUUCCUGAAGCAAUUCCGUGCACCAAACGAGGAAGUUAUCAAGAUGAUCCAGAGUCUGGACGGCAGUAAAAUUGGGGCAGAGAAGCUCCGGGGUCUUAUCAACAUCCUGCCACAGCAAGACGAGAUUGAAAUGUUGAAGGCAUUCGCCGGUGAUAGGGCGUUGCUAGGUAACGCGGAGAAGUACUACGACCUCCUGGUUGCUGUCCCUGGCUACAAGAUCAGUUUGGAGGGGAUGCUGCUAAUGGAGGAGUUCGCCGGGAGCAGGGACGACCUGGCUAGAGACAUAAAGAACAUGAUAUCGGCGAUCACUUCUCUGCUUGAAAGUUCUAGUCUGAAAGCGUUCCUGAGGGUAGUGCUCGAGGCCGGGAAUUUUAUGAAUACUGGUAAACAUGCUGGGAAUGCUAUAGGCUUUAAGAUCAACUCCCUCAAUAAGUUGACGGAUACUAGAGCCAACAAGCCGAGGAUGACUCUCCUCCACUACUUGGUCCAGGAGGGAGAGAAGGAGGAGGGAGUGAUCAACUUUGCUGAAGAUCUGGUCGCAACUUUGAAAAUUGCCAGCAGACUCUCUGUGGACAACAUGACGUCGGAAGUUAACCAGCUGGCUAGCAGUGUCAACAAGCUGGGAACACAGCUCCAAAAUGCACCGGAGAACAUCAAAAACAACUUCGAAAAAUUUGUACAGACAGCGACUGCGGACGUCACCGAGUUGAAGGCCUCGCUUGAAGAAAUAAAAGAGCUUACACUGAAACUGGGCAAACAUUUCUGCGAAAACGAAAGCACGUUCAAGCUGGAAGAAUGCUUGGGAAACUUUAAAACAUUUUGUGAGCGAGUAAUCGAAUGCCGCAAGGAAAAUGAACAGAGAGCACUGCAGGAAAUUAAAGCUGAAAAAAGACGCAAAGAGAGAGAGGCAAUGGAGGCAAAGCGAAAAGAAGCUGGAGGAAAAGUCGUGGUUCCUCAGGAAGAGGAGACGUGUAUAGUGGACAAACUCCUCAUGGACAUACGUCGUGGUUUCACCCUUCGAAAGAGCAACAGCGUGACCGCGGCGGAUUCUGGAGCUCCAAGCAGCCCGAGGUCUAGACGCAUUAGCAGGAUGAAGCAGCAAAACUCCAAGAACGCAGCAAAGUUAAAGAAGGAAAAUGCCAUUGAAGAGUCGCAGUCGGAAAGUCAGUCUGAGGAGAAAAAUAAAAGCCCUAAAGCGGAUGGUGAUGACAAGGUGGAACACAAGGACGCAACGCCAGAAAAGGCAAAGCAGGUGUCUGUUGAUGUUGAAGAGGCGCCAACAAAUAACGUGGAGGCAACAGCAAAUGUGUCAUCUCCUCCUAAAAGCGAAAGUGAAAGUACGAGUAAUGUGGAAACAACAGCAGAUGUGUCAUCUCCUUCUAAUAACGAAAGUGAAAGUACAAAUAAUGUGAAAACGACAGCAAAUAUGUCAUCUCUUCCUAAUAACGAAAGUGAAAGUACGAUAUCUGCUGCCGCUGUUGACAAUUCUAACCAUACUGCCAGCAAUACCCUAGAACAACACAUCAAAAGUGCCCCCGAAUCUGCAGAUAAUAUUGAAUCUGAAUCUCAAAAUAGCGAACAUGAAAAAAAGGGUAGCGCACACGUAAAAAGUGAAAAUGGUUCUGCAUUACCGGCCAGUUCCGAUAUUGCCAACUCUUUGCCCGCGGAGUUAGAAGGACCGCCUCAUAAAUCUACAGAUACAAAAACCGAAAAUGAACAGGUUAAAGUUGAUAAUGGUAAACCAACGCCCUCUCAGUCGUCUUCACACGAUUCCAGUUCUUCAUCUGACUCUAGUUCAUCUGCUUCAGAGUCAGACACGGACGAGAAAGGAAAGAAGAAAGAGACAUUGACAGAAAAAAGCAAGCAAACUAAUGCAAAUGCGUUACACACUGCCACUUCAAAAAAUAAUGAACACGAAGAAAAAUUGAUGAAAGAAAACAACCAAGAGCAGCCAUGUGUUGAAAUAAAUGGAGACGUCAGUGGUAGUAAAUGUUAAAUUUCCACGAAAUAAACGUUCACCAUGAUCGACUGGCAAUAUUUCGAGCUUUUCUUUUUGCCUUUUUCUUUCUUAUUUAAGCGGACAACUCAGAGUACAGCACGCAAAGCUGCAGACCCUCCGCUAUAAAGAGGAAGGUUUCUUUGUAAGGAAACAGACAGCCACGUCGUCCAGCUCGAUAUCAUCAACGUCAUUUGCUGAAGAUCAUAACAUUUCAGCAGCUGGGAAUCAUUUUCAAAUUACCUUAUACUCACUAACGCUCAGUUCAUUACCUUUUUGUAUUUUGCAUUUUAUAGCCUUCAUUGCAGAAAUAUUAAAGACGCUAUUUACUAAUAAUCUUUUGAUUUUAUUUUAAGGUGCAAUGUUACGGAAUAUUAAUGGGUAAUUUCUGAGAAUUUCACAGUUUAGGUCCGGUGCAUUUUUUAGCCUCUCGAUAUAAGGGAGUGCAAUGUAUAUUUUUUUUAAACGCCAAUGAGCUGUACUAAGCUAUGCUUGAACAGUAAACAUCAAUAAUUUAUAAGUUGGUUUUACACGAUGUUUUGUCUCAUACUUGUACGUGUAUGCUAUGGCUUUGGUAAUUGUAGCAGCCUAUGUAUACGAACUGUUCUAUCUAGCCUUGCAAAAUCAGAUCCGAACGUUUUCAGGGUGCAUUUUAUUUUGCUAAAAUAUGUUUUUUCAAUACACAUUUACACGACAUGAGGCAUACGUUUUUAGUAUUUAAAGAAUUGCUUGUGACAGUUACUAAAAUAUGGGUAUUAUUGGAAAAUAAAUGAUAUACAAACAUUA
Molecule: messenger RNA, 5406 nt
Organism: Lingula anatina
Lineage: Eukaryota; Metazoa; Brachiopoda; Lingulata; Lingulida; Lingulidae
Product: inverted formin-2
Biological process (GO): actin cytoskeleton organization
Molecular function (GO): actin binding; small GTPase binding
Source: RefSeq, a predicted model, not a curated record